UCGGGACUGCGCCUUCAGUUGCUUCUCGGUUAUUUUCCCGUCUCGAGUUUCACCGAGCAGCCAAAACAUUUCCUCCUUCUCCCGCCGUGGCUGAACUUUUCUCGGACUCUUUCGGGCUUGAAUAUCUUCGAAGUUAACGUGGGAAUUACCUGCGCGUGGCUGUCUGGAUGAUGGCUCUGCGGACUGUCCUCCCGGCUCUGCUCCUGCUCUCCGGUUUGGCCGCAGUGCUCGCGCAGACCGCCGCACCUGGGAUAGCAUGUGAGGCGAAAAAUGCGACAAACUGUGAAGAAUGUCUGUCAAAUGUGACGUGCUUGUGGUGUAUCGCAACAAAGUCCUGCGUAACAUACCCAGUGCGGACCAUCCUUCCACCUCAUGCCCUCUGCCCCCUGAAUGAUGCACGCUGGGGCCUCUGCUGGAUGAACUUCCAGACGCUGAUAAUCACCCUGGCCGUGCUCGGAGCGGUUCUCAUCAUCGCCUUCAUGGUGUGUCUGUUCUGCUGCUGCAAGUGUGAGAGCUUUGGAUCGCAAAGGUUUGAGGCCAAAAUGCAGAGACAGGAGCAGAAGACGAGAACCAAGCAGGAGGAAAGGAGGGCAGAGAUGAAGCAGAGACAUGAUGAAAUCAGGAAGAAAUAUGGUCUAAGUGGCCAAAAUCCGUACUCCAGAUUUGCGUGAGAGGAUCUGUGACCCGAGAUUUCCCACAUUCAAGACUCAAAAUCAGCAGAUGCACAUCCACAGACAACUGCUUGUUGUUAUAUAGGCUGUGAGUUUCUGUAUGUUAUGAAGAACUAGCUUUGUAGACUCAGCUUUGAUGUGUUAUUCAGCCAAUGAACAGGUCCAUUUCAGUAAUGUAAUCUUGGAGGCUGUAUCAGAAAGCCAGAAAAUAAAUUUAGCUUCGGUUAUCUAUAAUGCUGUUAUUUUCCAUCUUAAAUUGUUGACCUCAUCGAUCGACCUGUACUAUUUAUCAGCCUACGCCUCUAGUUUAUUUGAAUGGACUGGAACUAAGCCGGAUCUUUGAACAAAUCUCCUCUUGAAGAAAAUGUAUAUUGAAGCUGUGAAUUUUCAGUUUCUUUUGCUCUUCCGAGUUGCUGCUGAUUUUAGAGAUUUAUUUAGAGAUUACAACCUAUCUAAUGGUUUUUCGAUCGACUCAUUCUUCAUCUGUACUGCAGUUGUCGUUCUGGCUGGAUUUAUAAUAAUGAAAUAUUUAACAUGCAAAACGUAUCCAUGUGGUAAGGUCAUAGUGAAGUCUUCACUGAAUAAGAAAUCAAAAGUCGGGAGGAAUAUUUUGAUCUUUUAUUUAAUUCAGAUGUCUUCUGCUGUUUGUACAUAUUCUGUAAAGACAAUAAGGACAAAUAAAUUUUUUUAAAUGGA
Salarias fasciatus (jewelled blenny) is the source of this 1367-nucleotide messenger RNA. RefSeq names its product pituitary tumor-transforming gene 1 protein-interacting protein-like. Bases 168 to 671 code for a protein of 167 amino acids. The record is from RefSeq and is a predicted model, not a curated record. Gene Ontology annotation, cellular component: cytoplasm; nucleus. Gene Ontology annotation, biological process: protein import into nucleus. The transcript has 7 exons. Lineage: Eukaryota; Metazoa; Chordata; Actinopteri; Blenniiformes; Blenniidae.